Sorex araneus (European shrew) is the source of this 633-nucleotide messenger RNA. It is a transcript of the gene OTOR, whose product is annotated as otoraplin. The transcript is spliced from 5 exons. Gene Ontology annotation, biological process: cartilage condensation. Gene Ontology annotation, molecular function: protein binding. The record is from RefSeq and is a predicted model, not a curated record. NCBI's taxonomy places the organism in Eukaryota, Metazoa, Chordata, Mammalia, Eulipotyphla, Soricidae. Bases 1 to 633 code for a protein of 210 amino acids.
AUGGCAAAAGGAUCCUUACUUUUCCUCCUAGGUCUCCUGGCCUUAGGUACUGUGCAUGGAUCCUUCAUGGGCAAACUUGCUUCCAAGAAGAUCUGCGCAGAUGACGUGUGUGAAUAUAAGAACAUGUAUACUAUUUCUUUGGCUAGAGCUCAAAAAAUGUAUGAAGGCCCUGAUUGUAGAUUCCUUAGCUUUAGUGAAGGACAGCAGAUCUAUAUUUACUCAAAACUGGUGAAAGAAGAUGAAGAAGAUGAAGAAUAUUGGGCUGCCAGUGUGUAUGUUCAAUGCCUCCUGGACCAGAGGGGAAACAUAGGCUAUUUUCCCAGCAACUUGGUUGAGGAGAUUCAGGUGUUCAAGGAAGCCACCAAGGAACUCCCCACCACUGUCACAUUUCAGAAGUCCCCAUCCCAACAGGCCUACUAUGCAGACUCUGAAAUUGUUGGGAAAGUGAGGUAUGAUCAAAGCUACACAAAACAAGGACCUGUUUCAGGAAAUGAAGCUGCCCAGAAGCCUGGUAAUGUCCAGGAAAGGCACGGACAUAUGGCAAAAUUUACUCUAGCAAAGCAGAAUGUCACUGAUGACCCCCCUUGGUCCCGAAAAAUGAGGAUGUUGAUCAAAGUAGCCUUGGAAAAAUGA